UAUUAAUUAAUAAGAAAAAUGCACCUAAAAUAACCGUUUGGUUACAACCAAAAAAAACAAACGGAUAGACUUCCAAAAUAGAUAAUUUAUAGAUUGGAUAAAACAACUUCUGAUAUAUAAAGUAAAUAUUUACAGAAAGCCAACUCAACACUAAUCAUCCUGUUAAAUUUUUGUUUGCUAUAUAACAUAAACAAAAUUCUCUGAAGCUUGAACACUCAUUAACUCAUCUCUUCAAAUAAUGGCGACUCAAGCAAUGAAAAAGAUAUACAGUAUUUUGAUGAUUGUAGUUUUAUUUACGAUGAUGGUUUCAACAUACGCGAAUACAGUGGAAGUGUGUGUUAAGCAUUGUGUCCCGAAUCAGUGCAUGAAAGUUUCUAAAAAGGCAACUAUUCCUUUAUGUGAGAAUGCUUGCAAAAAGCUCUGCAACCAAAACAAAUUUUCUGAUGAGAAAUUCUACGCCAUGCCUCCUGGAGACUUAUGCGAGGGAUUUUUUGGGUUACUAUGUAAUAACUGAAACUUAAGAAAUCCGUAAAAUAAUUUAUGUGUGUGAUUUCCUAUCUUUAAAUCAACUAAUAUAUUAUGUAAGUAUAUACUUUAUUUAUAAUAAUUUAUUUUUGUGUCUGUUAGACAUGUGUGAGAUAAACAUCGCUAUAUUACAUGUCCAUAAAUUUGUAAUGUUCCGACUGUCAUUACAUGUUUUCUUUCGGUCAAUUGGCCCAUCCUUGUCCGACAGCCAGUUCAUUAUUUCUGUGACAACUAAUCCAUCUCAGCGGAAAUCCGUGGUUUCAUGAGAAGUCGAAACUCCUACUAAAAUUGAUUAUCAUUUUAGUAUAUAUGCAAUCGUACGUGGUAUUAUCUCCCCCUAAACAUGUUUCGACUACGGUUCAGCUCACUAAUAGGCCACAGCUUUUGGCUACAAAAACUUUGAUGCUUUUAUGCUAAUAUGUAACUAGUUAAUUACUUAUAUAUAGUUUGGUAAAUAAUCAAGUUUAAUUUACUCAUUUGUGUAUAUACUUUUAUACCGAUUUAGGUUUUUUAACAACAAGAAUUUGGAACGAUACAUUGUUUCGAAU
Molecule: messenger RNA, 1073 nt
Organism: Arabidopsis lyrata subsp. lyrata
Lineage: Eukaryota; Viridiplantae; Streptophyta; Magnoliopsida; Brassicales; Brassicaceae
Exons: 1
Coding region: 239-514 (91 amino acids)
Source: RefSeq, a predicted model, not a curated record